Messenger RNA from Knipowitschia caucasica, 1581 nucleotides. NCBI's taxonomy places the organism in Eukaryota, Metazoa, Chordata, Actinopteri, Gobiiformes, Gobiidae. The record is from the annotation of a GenBank genome assembly.
AUGAAAUAUCUAUCCAUCCAGAGGUCGGGCACCUCGGGAGCCAAAACAGACCCGGAGGACCCGGAGGAGACGCAGGCCGCCCCGGGCUCACGGACGCAGACUCUGGGCUCUGAGAAGAGCGCCGUGAUGCUGAGUCUGGUGGAGCGUCUGCUGUGCUGCGUCAGCUCCCAGGCCUCGGUCGUCCCAGAGGAUUCCUCCGAGCGCUCCGAGGACGGCUACGAGUUUGUGGAAGUGAAGCCGGGGCGAGUGCUGCGCGUCCGCCACAUCGUCCCGGAGCGCCCCCUGGUGGAGGAGGUGAGCGCGGCGCAGGGCGGGCUGGUCAGCUGCAAGAGGAAGAUCACCGUCUACCGCAACGGCCAGCUCUACAUCGAGAACCUGGGGGAGGGCGGGGGGGCGGAGCUGCGGCGCGGCGGGGGCGGGGACGAGGCCAACAGCGCCGCCGAGGUGGAGCUCACGGACGGGAAAAGCAGCCCAACCCCACCACCCACCGAGCCCCCCCACUGUGGCAAAGACAAAGGAGGAGGAGGUGGAGGAGGAGGAGGUGGAGGAGGAGGUGGAGGAGGAGGAGGUGGAGGAGGAGGAGAAGGUGGAGGAGAGGAGCAGCCCCCGCAGCCCCCGCAGCCCCCUCACCCCGGUGUCCGGUCGAAGCCGCGGCGGCGUAAACCCAAACGCACCAUCAUCAUCGACUGCGAGCGGCGGGUGACGGCGUGCAGAGGGACCCACGGGGACCUGGCGCUGUUCUUCAUCCAUGGAGUGGGGGGGUCCCUGGACAUUUGGGGGGCGCAGAUGGACUUCUUUUCUCGUCUGGGGUACGAGGUGAUUGCCCCGGACCUGACGGGACACGGCGCCAGCUCUGCCCCUCAGGUCCCCGCCGCCUACACCUUCUACGCUCUGGCAGAGGACGUCCGCAUCAUCUUCAAGAGAUACGCCAAGAAGAGGAACGUGCUGGUGGGACACUCGUACGGGGUGUCGUUCUGUACCUUCCUGGCGCAUGAGUACCCAGAGCAGGUCCAUAAGAUGGUGAUGAUAAACGGAGGAGGCCCCACGGCGCUGGAGCCCAGUGUCUGCUCCGUCUUCAGCCUUCCCACCUGCGUCCUGCACUGCCUCUCCCCCCUGCUCUCCUGGAGCUUCCUCAAGGCCGGCUUUGCUCGUCAGGGGUCGAAGGAGAAGCAGCUGCUGCGAGAGACCAACGCCUUCAACGUGUCGCCGCUGGUGCUACGGGCCAUGAUGGGCGGACAGUACUGGCCCGAGGGAGACGAGGUGUACCAUGCAGAGGUCACCGCCCCCACGCUGCUGGUCCACGGCAUGCACGACAAGUUCGUACCAGUGGAGGAGGACCAGCGGAUGGCCGAGAUCUUGCUGAUGGCGUUCCUGAAGGUCCUGGAGGACGGGAGUCACAUGGUGAUGAUGGAGUGUCCAGAGACCGUAAACACCCUUCUGUACGAGUUCCUCCUUUGGGAACCCCUCACGCCACCGCCCAGACCCACCACGGCCAUCAGGGGGCGCCCAGAGACCGCCCGGACCCAAAGGGACAACCCCAGAGCCGAGCGCGAGGACCGGGCCUCCAACAGCACCUCGUAG